AUUACCCAUUCGGCUGUGUUCUUAGCAUUGUAGAAUCUUAUAUUCCCACACCUGAACAAUCCAUCGGUAGGUUCAACAGUUUCAAAUUAUGGUCAUCUUUGCUUAUUCUGACACGUAUUUUGGGUUCCACUGAUUGACUUCAAUUGCUCCUCCUUUGUUUUUUUCUGCUUGGGGGCUGUAUUGCUUUCAUGGUUGUAGCCAGUGCAUAAGACAGAGUGCCGACGAAUGCUCCAAAGCAAUUUCAAGGCUUUUUCUGGACGUAUUAUGACUCCUUAUCAUUUCAAGUGACGAGAUUAGGCGUUUGACUGUACUUUGCAAUGACAAAGUCGUCAGCUUGAUAUUGUUUUAGGGACAUGGCCUCCUGAUUUUUAUUGUUCCCGGCCAAAAACGGUUGUAGUCGUCAUCUAACUGUCUGAAUAAUUGUUCAUGUUUCUCCAGUUUUUGCCUUUGAUCGAUGGAUCUCGAACUAUAUCAAGCUGUGAUCCAGGGAAAUGACAAGUUUCUCGAGGAUCUCAGCAACGCGGGCUCGUGUGAUGUGUUGCAGGUUACCUCUGGUCACAAGAACACUAUCCUCCACGUUGCAGCAAAGUGUGGAGGGAUACAGACAGCAGAGAAGAUCAUUGGUUUAUUCCCAGGCCUUCUUCACCAGACGAAUUCCAAAGGUGACUCACCCUUACAUGUUGCAGCGAGGUUAGGCCGCCUUGAAAUGAUUCAGCUGCUAGUGAACUGUGCUAAACUUGUGGAAAUUGAAGUGGGGAAGGAGCUGCUACGAAUGGUGAAUGUGGACAAGGACACGGCUCUCCAUGUAGCUGUGCGAAAUGGGCACUUUGAGGUUGUGAGUUUGUUGAUUAGUGAAGACCCCGAGUUGGCUUUAGUGCUGAAUGCUGCUGGAGAGUCUUCUCUUUUUCUGGCUGUGGAUCGCAAGUUCUACGCAAUUGCUCAGCAUAUUCUUGAAACUGUUCCUUCAUGUUGCUAUGGAGGAAGGGAUGACAUGAAUGUUCUACAUGCAGCUAUUAUAAGAGCCGAUCGGAGGUUUCUGCUCAUGGAUGCACUGGCCAACAUCAUGACUUUCUGUUCUGUAGCUUUAAUCAUGUUCAUUAACCUACUCCUUCCCUCCGCUUUCAAACUUAGUUACUUCAAUUUUAGACGAUCUUGCAGCUUCGCUUACAUUGGCGCAGAUUUCUUGCAAGAGGUGCUCAAAAGAAAUCCUUCCCUCGCCAGCGAAGCAGAUAAACGAGGAUGGAUCCCACUUCAUUAUGCUGCCUAUUCGGGCAAUGCUGAAGUCGUUCAACUCUUACUUCAAACAGACGCCUCACUUGCUUACGUGAAGGACAAGCAAGGGAUGUCCGCUCUUCAUCUCUCAGCUCAAGCAGGCCACUUGGAAGUCGCACAGAGGCUCACUGCAUUAUGUCCCGACACCUCCGAGUUGCUGGACAAUCGACGUCGAACUGCCCUACACGUGGCCGCGGAAAGUGGGAGAAAAAACGUGGUCAAGUUCUUCUUGAAGGAGCAGGGUUUCUUUGAUCUCAUGAAUGAACAGGAUGAAGCUGGAAACACACCUCUGCACAUCGCAGCAGCUCAACAACAUGCCGAAGUUCACUUGCUUCUGGCCAGCGACCCUAGAGUGGACAAAGGAGCAGUGAACAGAGCCGGACUGACCGCCUCCGACAUGUCUCCCCUGCCGCCGGCUAGCAUUGCAGAAUCCGAAGAAAGCAUCAAACACAAUGAUGGUGGGCCGCCUUGGGGUUCGAGGUUAAGGGGAAGUGUCAACCUCGUCGUGGCAACAGCGAUUGCAGCCGUAACGUUUGCAGCAAUCUUCACCAUCAUGAUGAUGGGAGGCACGAGAAUGCUGAGAAGGAAGCCGGGUUUCCAACUGUACGUGAUGGCCAACUCCCUGGCGUUUGGCUUGUCGACUGCGUCGAUGUUUGUCUACUUUGUGGGGUUGUUGGGAGCUGGACGGAGGAGGGAUCGCGCCGCCGCGGCAGUGAAGUUGACGAACUACGCGGAGUUGUUCGGCGAAUGGUCGGUUUACGGGAUGGUGGUGGCGUUUGCGGCAGGGACGGCGGUGGUGUGUGGUGGUGAAGAGCUGGUGGUGUUCGCCGUUGCUUCCGUUGCAACAGGGUGUUGUUGUUUCCUUUUGGGGCCAUUGGUUUAUGGUUUAACCACUCGGGGUGGUUUGUGGUCGACUUAGAAAGUAGAACUAGAAGAAGGGUUUGGUCAGGAUCGUUGGUUCGGAUUCAUAUGGUGUGCUGUAAAUUACGCUGUAAAUUAUGCAUUUGACCUUGGUUUAUGAAUGAUGUAUUUUGGUGUACAUGCAUUACUGGACCAUAAUGUAUAUGUUUAGAAAAAAAUGAAUGGCUUGUAUUUUCUAAACAAUAUAUUCUUAUUUAAAACAAAUCCUUUUUAUGUGUAGAUUUUUGUAAUACACCAUUUUUAGGAUUCAAGGUCCAAAACGAUCCUCUCUUUCUCCGAACCACUUCUAGAAACGUAAGUUUCAAGCAUUCAGAUGUCAUGUACCAACUUGCAAAAUGUAAGAGUUUAUUUUACCUUAAGAAAUUUAUGAAGAUUAG
Molecule: messenger RNA, 2570 nt
Organism: Linum trigynum
Lineage: Eukaryota; Viridiplantae; Streptophyta; Magnoliopsida; Malpighiales; Linaceae
Source: the annotation of a GenBank genome assembly